UAUCCCUUCAUUUCAUCACCAGCCUUAUUUUAUUUGCUUAUUUCCUCUUGAUUCUUCCUCUGCUACUACAUCAUUAACUCUGCUCUCCUGUACAAUUUUCUUUGAGAAGUUCUUGUGAUCAGACAGAUUUCUCAACUCUAAAGCGAUAAUAGAAAUGAAGAAAGUAGUGUUGAAAUUGGAGUUGCACGAUGACAAAGACAAGAAAAAAGCCAUGAAGAAAGUCUCUGGCCUUUCAGGGGUAGAAUCAAUCACCUUGGACAUGAAGGAUAAGAAAUUGACAGUAACAGGAGAUGUUGAUCCAGUUCAUAUAGUGAGCAAACUGAGAAAACUGUGUCAUACGGACAUAGUUUCAGUAGGACCAGCAAAAGAACCUGAAAAGAAGAAAGAAGAGCCCAAGAAAGAGGAACCAAAGAAACCAGAAGAGAAGAAGAAAGAUGAAAAAAAUGAUGUCGCAGACCUUGUCAAGGCAUACCAGGCCUAUAAUCCUCAUUUAACUACUUAUUAUUAUGUUAGAAGUGCAGAAGAAGAUCCUAAUGCCUGCGUCAUUUGCUGAUUUAUUAAUUUCAUCUUAAAAUUCGCAAAAUAAGAGAAGCAGGACUAGAGUUUUUAUUGUUUGACCACCUUGAAAGUUUGGAUAAUAUAUUAGAACCCCAUAUAAAUGAUUCUAGUAUUUCUGUACAGUAGUAUAAUGGUGGGUUGGGUUGUUCAACUUCAUAUAUGUUUGUUGUUCUCGUUUUCUGGAUGUAUCAAAUUUUGAUCGUGAUUUUCAUUAAUGAAUUUUUCUUUAGGUUGCUUUUC
Ricinus communis (castor bean) is the source of this 798-nucleotide messenger RNA. Its product is annotated as heavy metal-associated isoprenylated plant protein 39. Gene Ontology annotation, molecular function: metal ion binding. The record is from RefSeq and is a predicted model, not a curated record. The transcript is spliced from 3 exons. NCBI's taxonomy places the organism in Eukaryota, Viridiplantae, Streptophyta, Magnoliopsida, Malpighiales, Euphorbiaceae. Bases 155 to 553 code for a protein of 132 amino acids.